CAGUGCUCCCACAAAGGCAGGGAGGCAGACUGCUAGUUAGUAAACAACACAGACAUAAAUAAAAUAAAUGGGUAUAUGUUUUGUGAGGAAGGAAAUGUGCUCAACAUGGGGACGCACACAAUGAGUUUGGGCAAUGACACAAAAUGUAAACAGAACUUUGUGUUUCGGUUCGGUUCACAAACUGGAUUCAUAAAAUAACUUUUUUUUCCGGGGAACACGUGAACGCAGCAGCCACUGCACGGCUGCAGGGGAUGGUUGCAGACGCAGUUUGGUUCAAUGUGCUCGAACAAACAAUGUGUGGGAAGAGGGAAGCUGACUGAAUCUGCUCUUUAGAGAGAGAGAGAGAGAGAGACUGAUCAUGGCCAGUCGGUGGCGAGACGGUCCUCGCAGCCAUCCGGGAAACCCCGCCGGUGGCCUGAACACGGCGCAAAUGCCCCGCCAGCAAGAAGCGUCCGGAGACACCGGGGACGCGGUGGAGUCGCCGCGGGAGCUGCCGCGAUGGAUGCGGCUGUACUUCUACGGGAUGCACGGCGUGACUCUGGACGUCCUGCUCUCGUCCGUGCACGGGGCUUUAAAUCACCCCGACCCCAAACUGGUGGGGUUCUCCUCCCCGUAUCUGUGCAUGAUGCAUUCACUGACCCACUUUGCGCUGGAGCAGAUUUACUCACAGAAGAGGUGUUUCCGAGGUCGGCCUGUGGUGUUUCAUCUGGUUUUCUACCCGUCUGUCUACAUCGGUCUGCAGAUCCUGAUCGGGAACAUUCACACGUUGACGGAGCAGGUGCGGGUGGUGUCGUGCACGCAGUUGGCGGUGCACUACAUGCUGGCUCUCUAUUUUGCCCUGGUGUUUCACAGAGGGCUGUCGAGGCUGCAGUAUCAGCCCUCCUGCCCCCCGGCCAGCGCUCCUACCCGGGGCCCCGUGCACGGUCUCCCCGGCCCGGUGCGCUUCUUGUUCUUCGGGAUGCAGGGCCUCCUGGACGAGGUGAUCUUCACCGCCGUCUUCAACCUGGUGGAGAAGAGUGACCGGACCCUGAGCGGCCACACGUCCCUGUGGUCCUUCCUGAUGUACGGGAGCUGCAGCUUCGUGGUGGAGAAGCUCUACCUCCACCUGCACUUCAGCAGAGGCUGGGGGGUGUGGAGGCGGCUCCCCAUCUACAUCUGCUUCAUCUACACCUGGGAGCUCUGCUGGGGUCUGGUGCUGAGGCAGUUUGGCGCCUGCUCCUGGGACUACUCUCAUUAUCCGCACAACUUCAUGGGACUCAUCACCCUCCUCUACCUGCCCGGCUGGGUCUGCCUCAGCCUGUACCAGGACGUGCUGUCUAAUGUCCUGCUGAGAAUCAAGUGCACCAAAGAUGUUAAUGGGUUGAGUGGGGAGAAUGGGGAGGUCAAUGGACAGGUGGAGUCAAAGGAAAAAGGAAUUUAGUUUAUAUUUUGAUGUUUGUUUUUUUGUAACUUCUAGGGAAAGUCUGGUUUUACAGCAGACUGAAGAAACAAAUGGGCAUUGUUUUAUUCCAAAUAAUAAAUGAGUCAGAUCCAACUGGUUUAAAAAGGGGAAAAUACAUACAUUUUGAUAUUAAUAAAGAAGUUUCAAAGUAUUUAAGAUACUUUGACUCUUCGGAAAGCUGGUCAGCAAUGUGUUGCCAUGACAGCAGGUGUUGAAUUUGGGAUUAAACAUUUUUUUAAGAGUGGUUUUACUUCGGAGUCUAGACACUUAUUACCAGUCUGCAGAUUAGACAGUUGUUAACUCUGCAAUGCCUAAUAGUUCUGGGUCCAGUAAUAAAGAUGAAACAACUGAGGACCAUGAUACUCAUAACCUGUUUAAGUGCAGAUAACCUACUGCCAUUUUAUCUCUGAUGUAAAAUAUAGUUUUAAUAUGAAUAUUUUUCAAGUCUAUGUGACUUUGGAAUUGUGGAAAUUCCGUUUUUUUAAUGAUUGCACUGGCAGACCUACAUCUUCUACAUGACAUGCAUUGUGGCAGGUCUAGUUUGAGUUGGAUCGAUUUUGUCAUUUACAUAACCAUUGGCAUGCUUUAACUGUAGCUCAUGUCUGCAUGCUUUAAAUAAAAUAACAUAUGGAAGGUUUAUGGAUUUGAUAUGAUGAUAUUCAAAGCCAGUAUUUUCACAACAAAGAAAUGAAUGUUAAUUAAUGUUCAUUUAUAUUUGAAACAAACUCCCUAUUUUCGCCCAUCUUGUUAAUAUGACCCUCGACUAUUGCAUGACAAUUAUUUGCAUGAAAACUAUUAGAGUAGAGAUAAACCCGGUAAUAAAUGUAGCAAGAAAACCUGUAGCUGAAUGGAAACGAGGAGCAGAGGGAGAUUUUACUGUGAAUCGUUUAUGAACCAAGCAUAUACUUUGCUGGAGUGCCUUCCUUUGCAAAUGCAGACUCAACAGGCCGACUGAAAAAACAGGCCUGCUGUCCAUGGGGCUCCUCUUGUUAGAUUAAAAGCACAGCAGGGAUUUGUAAAUUAUUAUCAAAACAUAUUUUAUCCUUCAGCAUUAAUGACGGUCUCAGUCAGAGAGGUUGCGUUUGUUCCAUUAUCAGAAUAACUGGUUCCACCAAAAUGAUGCACAUUUCAUUUCAGCUGAUCAAAUUAACACAUUUCUGUAUCCAACGCAACAAAAACACAUUCAAUAUAAGUUUAUAAAUCAGCUUAACUUGAAGAGAAUUUAGUACAGACAUUUUUAAAUCCAAAAUUAAUGUUUUGUACUUAAAUAUUCCAUAAAUAAACUCCAGCUGUGUAUACACCAAAUUUAGCUUUACAGUGAUCGUAUGCCUUAUUAACAGACUAAUAUAAGUACCUUGCACUGUGACCAAACAAAUUGUGGUAAAUCUUAGCCAUCUUGUUAUUUGCUGAAUACAAAGCUUGCAUUCAUUUUAAAGCUUUUCUGCUAGAUUUUGGUCUGUUUGAGGGUUCAGUAAUCCAAGUAAAAUACUUAAAUACAAGACAAAGGCAAUCCUUAAAUUCCCUUGUAUGUUGUCAAAGCAACGCUGAAAUAGUUGUACUUCCUUACUUAGGUUAUAUUCGAAUCAUUCACUUGGUGAACAGACUUACUUCUUGUCUGUGGUUGAUCUAUAAAGGCAGCAAAUUGUAUUUUGUCUGCAAAUGUUUGGAAGGGUGCUAGGCAAAAAUUAUAGCUUAUUAUUUACUCAUCAAAAAAUAAAUGUGACAAAACUUAUUUUGAAUCCAUGAAAGAACUGAUACAUCUUGCACUGAUCGUUAAAAGACCUCUUUAGCCUGCGGCUGUUUUUUUGUUUGUGUUUUUGUUCCGUUUUUUUGUCCAACUUGGCAGCUAUAGAGGUUCUUCAACAUUUGCAUUUACAACAGUUUUUGUACAUCUUUAAGAUAUUUCAUGGCAAACCUGUUUUGAUCAAAAUUUACUUUGUGCUGUGUUAUUCACCAAUUAAAUUGCUUUAAGAAACUUGAAUUGCAAUGGCAUGUACUG
Messenger RNA from Anoplopoma fimbria (sablefish), 3440 nucleotides. It is a transcript of the gene tmem229a, whose product is annotated as transmembrane protein 229A. The record is from RefSeq and is a predicted model, not a curated record. NCBI's taxonomy places the organism in Eukaryota, Metazoa, Chordata, Actinopteri, Perciformes, Anoplopomatidae.